AUGCUGCCUUUACACUAUGUCUUGCUUUUCGUGAUGGCGUUUGGCCUGAAAUGUACAGCCACAGAAUCUGUUAAACCCUACACAGUGUUCCUUGAUGGUUUUCAAAUUCCGCAUUUCAAAGGCACUUCGGCCUUUAACAUUCCUGCCAAGGACAAGGAUUUGUACUGUACCUUUGUCAUAAGAGAUGCAGCUGGGGAAACACAGAACAAAGAAAGGACCAAAAUCUACUUGUUUACGGCUCAAGGUAAUUUUUAGGAUCACUUUACGCGUAGCAUCUUGAAACAACACAGCCAUUUUUCCUCAAAUUACAAUCCAAAGUGAUUACUCAGCGGAGAACACUAUGGACUGUAUAUUUGUCAUGGCUUAUCGUUCAGAAUAAGUCCAAUUUUGGUUCUUGACCAUCAUUGAACGUUCUUGGUCAGCGCCUUAAUGUCUUUAGUUUGAACACUAAUUUGUUCUCCAGUUAGCCAACUGCAUGACGUGAAAUAAAAAGGAAAGAGGCUAAAAAGCAGAGGAAACGGUAGAACUUGCUUUCACGGUUUUUUGUACAAUAUGCAUGUUAUGAUGAUGAAACGUAAUCCAUUUCCAGUCAUGACAGCUAAUACAGAAAUAGGGAUCUGUACCGACACCAGUAGACAUCAGACGCUAGGCUUUCUGUUUAAAGGAUACCAGAUUUCUCGUGUGAAAAAUAUAUAAUACUUCGCGGAAAUAAUUACCUUUCAGACUACUUCAUCUACUUUUUCACCUCAACUCCACCUACUUAGAGGAUCAACUGCAACAUUUUCAGAUACGAUUGGAAGUACUACCUCUAAAUGACUUCAUAUAAAGAUCAGCGCAGUUUGCAAAAUGUUUUUAGAAUACCUCUGUAUCAUUGUCACCUAAGUAAGGGAUAGUUUAGUCUGCGAUAAGAAAUAAUGAUUAUCUCAUCGAGCUUCCCAAGAGCUAUGAUUGUUAAACAAAGAGAGUAUCAAAUUAAUUUUGGCAAACAACUUUUGCUAAUACGCCGAAGCCUAGCUCAAAGAACUAGUGCAACUUGAACUGAUAGUAUCAGUGCAUCAAUCAAAUCUUCCAACCGAUGGACCUGACUUAACCGAUGGACGAGACAGUUAGCUGGUGAGAAGUUGCAAGGGCAGAAAUAUCGAACCAGUCUAUUUAUAUCUGCAUUACUCAUGUCUUCAUUCAUAGCUAUUUAUUCUAGUCAUUACUUUUAGCAUUACGUCUUGUUUUCCGACCAUAAACCGGCUCUUUGCCUCUAAAUUCUGAUGCCAUACGAUCAGAAUUGCCUAAACGCCAUUACAAUAAUCGCUGAAGGGAUCAAGUAUUUUUCUUCGCAUAUAGCUUAGUGCAUUCGAAAUGAACUGGGCUCGGCCAAAGGCUGCAAGACAAAAUACGGAACGAUAAAAGUUAAUUUCCCGUUCCUGAUUGGAUCGGCGAAUGGUGUCUUUAUGCUUAUCUGAUAAGAUAUCAACGCUGAUCAAAGCUUCUUUCUUCAAAACGCUUCACUUUCGAACCCUAAGUACAGUCUUCAAAUAUUCCAUUAGAUAAACAGAUUGAUAAAUGGAUAGCAACGAAAAAAUAAAAGAUUGAUGGUGGAGAGAAACAACAAAUAAGAAACCAAGACAAUUGGGUUAACGGCGAUUAAGAUAUUUAAUUCGUUCCUGCAACACCUUCAAAUAACAUUUGUAAUGAUAUGAUAUGGAAAUCUGACUUUGCACCAAUAAGCGUUUUUAGGUUGUCCGUGUUUUAAUCAUAUAAAAUUGAAUUUUAAAAAAGUGACGUUUACUUUCAAUUUCGAAAAAGGCUUUCCUUUUUUCAAUGUUUUUGUUUAAAUAAAUUACGAAUGCCGUUGCUGAUGUUGCUGGUCUUUUUUUUAUAGUAUUUCAGAGUUUUGUUUGAUCAUAAUCAUCACCGUUUCAUGUGUUUUACGUUCGCGGAGUGUUUACUUGCGCGGUUCACGUUUUGUGUGAUUUGCUGUUGAAGGUAGUUCACCCUUAAAUUACGUUUCACUUCCUGCUGCUUUGAUUGUUGAAUUAUUUAUUGCGCUGUUCUGUCGGAUUUAACACUGUUGUUAAUUUGUUGUUAUGUUAGGCCUUUUGCUCAAUUGUGGUAAACUCAGCUAUCCCUCCAAAUGGUCCGCGCAAACUUUUCUAGGUCGGAAGGAAGAAUUAGAUGGUGCUAUUUUUAUUCUAGGAACCAAGCGAGGAGUAUCAGAACUAUUUUCGAAGUAGUGCGUUAAACUAAGUUUGAAUGAAUGUAUCUCUUUCGCAGUUACUCCAAUAAUCAACGGAGUUGUCUACAAUGUAAACUUGUCCAAUAUUCGGACGGAUGAUCCCUCCUCGUCAACAGAAAUAAGAGUAAUGGCUAAACAUUAUGGCUUCCAGUCAUCCUCACUCUCCAGUGAAAACCUUGUGUUGUAUAAUCGGAAUAGCAAGAAUUUUGUUCAGGCUGUUAAAAUACGAAGCAAAGGUGAUAUACCAUCGGCCUUCCCCGUUCUCGCUUUGGUGAAAAGGUGGAUUCAUACUCCGCUUGUAAACCAUGGUGUAUAUCUCAGGCUGCAGCCAUUUAACGUGGAGAAUUUGGUGUAUCACAAACGGGUGACUGAAUCUACCGCUGAGAGAAGGAAUAAUAGACCACUACUGGUGGUACAAACACAGGCCAAACUUCCGGAGAUUGAUUCAAUGUCAACUGGGAAUAGGUAACUCAAUGUAAUACAUAGAUUUAGCCAAGACUAAAAGCGGUGCUCCAGUGAAUUUAUUUUCAGCUCCCUACACUUUAUUAACACUUAAUAACGGCUUCAAGGGAAUUUCGGUGACUAGUCCAGCGGGGAGAAGUGACAAGCCUGGAAACGAGGAACGAUAUUCUCACAGCUUGCAAAACGAUCAACACGCAUGCUAGUCAGCGACCUGUAUUAUUUACAGGCGUUAUUUUCUUUACUGCUUGAGUAGUGUUCUUACUGCGAGGAUUGCUUUUACAUUCAUAUCUUUAUCUGCAGUUCACACUGCGGGCACCAGUUAAGCCAUUACGUAUUUAGAAGGGCGAGGAGGAGGUAAUGCACAGGUGCAAUUGCGUACGUAACUUGAAUACCCCAUUAGUGUGCAGAUGAUGAUCAAGUGCGCAAACUCGAGUGCCGAACUUUUUGCCUAGCUUACCGCGGGCUAAGUCUCACACUAGGGCUUCACUUGGGCUGGAAGAUGUGAAGGGCGACUUUAAAAGCCGGCUUGGCGGAAUAGCGGAAAACACCCCAAAUCCUAACACAUAGAACGAAGAUAAUUGCCCCAAAUCCUAGAAGAUGGAACGGUGGAAAAUCACUCCAAGUCCUAAAACACGGAAUGAUGGAAAAUCAACCCAAAUCCUAAAACACGGAACGGCGGAAAAUUACCCCAAAUCCUAAAAGACGGGACGGCGGAAAAUCACCCCAAAUCCUAAAAGGUGGAACUAUUUAAGAGUGCACACAUCCUGCCUUAUAUUGCAUAUUCAUUUGCUACAUCAUAGCGGUGUUCCGGUCGUGUACUUACGUGAGUGAGACCUUUCCUCACCCUUCUUUUUCCCCUCACGAGUUGAACUUCCGCGGAAAUUAAUCAACACUCAAAAACUUAUCUUUUCUCGUGAUGUGCAACAUCAUGUUGUUGGCUGUUUAGUUUGGUAGAGAUUAUUUUCUGCGGUUGUCGAGGUGUUAAGUAUGUCGACAGGCCGAAACAUGUAUUGCUUUUUUCGUGGUUAGGCAAUUUUCGAAGUACGUGACCUUUAGAUCUUUGGGCACGAGUAUGACGAGCAUGUCUUUAUGUGAAACUACUGGAAGCUCUUUGAAAAUCUCCUCAUUUUACUCAUCAAAAUCUUUUUUUAAGGCUGGUCACUGAUGGGUUCUAUUGUGUAACAAAAGGCAUUAUGGUUAGUCGCACUUUGUUAUUCUCUUAUGUCAAGGAUAGAUUGGACGCUUGGUGGCGAAGAAAUUCCUUAAAUUCUUCAAGACAGCCACUUCUCGCGGCCCAGCGUUAAUCAAGGCCUCAGACUUAUUCAUGGACAAAGAAACGCUCGUAUUGAAGGGCUCAUAACGAUGGCCUGCUCGUAGGCUUGUCUGAUUUUGAAGGUGGGGCUGAAAGUCGGUCUAGUUUGAGAUGCCUGGAAACGUUUUUAUGUUGUUCUCACAAUUACAAGCAGAUGGUUUAUGUUGUUUUAUUUGAUCAAUGCAGAAGUGACCAGGAAACGUAUCAAAGUCUGUUGUAAUGUGGUAUGUCAAGUUGGUUUGCUCAUGCUGUGCGACUUUUUGCCGGAACAAAACUCUUAGCAAAUUUAACAUAACAAAAGGUAAUUAAAGAGGUUUGCAGCGCGAAAACUCAGAUAAGACUCAAAUUACCUCCUCCUAGCCUUUUCCCGUUCUUUCUCGGCUUCUUAGUGAUUCACUUUCUCUCUGUUGUUAACUUUUUUCGGUCUUUUUUCUAGAGCAACUUGUCUUUCUUUCUCACGUUGCUCUUCGUCACUCUAAGUUCUCUCUGGUUUUCUUUUGCUUUUCUCUUUCCCGUGUUUCUGUUUAUUAGGUCGAUUACUUUCUCACUCUUUCUCGCGUCGUUUGCGCCUCGCUCUACGUUUUGUUUUAUUUUCUCUAUUCCUCGCCUCGUUUCACGCAAACCCAGUUAGCACAAAGAAUCGAUCAGUAUAAUUUCCCGCUCAAAGCCACUGCUUCCGCGGGCUUCACAUCAGCUAGCUCACGUGAAACCCUCGUGUCAUGCCUAACUUUGUGCCCGAGGUGCUCUGCACUGGGACACAGCACUCGAGUAUGCGCACUUCAUCAGGUUGCUCAUAUGUUUACCAGCGCAAUCCCAUACGGUUUCCUAGUCACACAUAAGUGUGUAUGCGUAUUGACUUCUCCUCUCACUUAGGGGGUUCCCCUUCUGCAUAUUUGAUGCAAAUAUUUGUGCCCACAAGUCAACUAUUCCCGCAUGCUAAAAGAAGCACCUUGCACGGGGUCACAUGAAACCACAUUUUUUCGGUGGAUAGGUAGGCAUUUUUGAUGAGAAUGAUGCUUCGCUGCGUGCGCUGCGAGCUCCGCUAUGAUCGACUAUAUCUUAGAUUACCACAAUCAUAAGCAACACCACGUCAGUGACAUCCAAAACUAUGACAUAAUGAUUAAUCAACAUCACCGGUUAGCAAUAACAACUUAUAACCUGCGUCUUAGUAUCGUACGUGGAUUUGCGGUGUUCACAAGCGUUGUUGGAUAAAGAAGCAGGAGUUUUGUGAAUAUAACUUUCGUCCUGAUUUUUUGGCUGUUUUUCUGGUGACCCUCCCAGGGACUUAUGCUCGGUUUCUUGCCGUAACCUGGGGUAAGCCAUUCUUUGUUGUUUUCCAAUCUUGUAUUGGAUUGGCUUUUCUUCUUGGCUUUUUUGGUUUUGGCGUUUUGUCAUCUCACGGGUUUUUGCCGGUUUUUGGUCACCCAUCCAUUUUUGGGCUUUUUGUUGUUUUUUCGCCAUGGUUUUGGAUUGCGUUAAGAAGUGUGUAAUUCAUGCGUCGGAGAUGGUUGCAAGUUAUGAAAAGGCUCAUGUGACUGCGCUCCUUAGGGAGUGUAUUGAUUUUGACGGGCUUUCUGCCAUUCAGUUUUGUCCCAGGGGCUUGAUACGUGUCACCUUCAAGAAUGCCUCGGAUAAAGAUGAAUUUGUUCGUAAAGGUUCGUUAACGUUGGAUGGGCCAUGAACUUAGCGUCACCCCUUCAGAUAUGCCGUAUUCUUUGGUUUACGUGCAUUAUUUUCCUGUCGAAGGUGAUGAUUCUCUGAUUCGUGAUGAGCUGGGUAAAUACGGUGAUGUUAUCAGUAUUAAGUAUCAGAGUUUUUCGGGAAUUCCGGGCCUUCUCACUGGGUCACAUAUUCUCACUAUGGUAUUGUCGGAUCCAGUUCCUGCUGAGUUUCGUAUUGAUGACUACCCUGUGCGGGUUUGGUAUAAAGGUAUUCUUCCGUUUUGUCAGAUUUGUAAGAUCAGUGGUCAUAAGGCGGCGGAUUGUCAGUUUAAUGGAAAGUGUAGGAGGUGUGGCUCCCCCGACCACAAGGCGCAUGCGUGUGUCCGGCCGUGGGGUCAGUCUGCUGUACCAAUGGAGGUGGCUGUCCCUGAGGUGGUGCCUGACCCCUCUGGGACUGUUGUGCUUGCUCUCUGAUAGUUCUGCCGGUUCGGAUGUUGAGGAUGAGGAGGAUGAGGAUGAGGAUGGGGUUGAGGAUCCUGUUAGUACCCCUGCGGGGGUUGGUGAAGUGGCGAUUCCUGUUCCAGGCCCCUCGGGGCGUGUUUUGGAGCCUACCCCCUCGGUUCCUGUCGCUGAGGUGGUGCGGGCCUCCUCGGGUCCUGUUGUCCCAGUUGUUCCAGUGGCGGUCCCUGGCCCCUCUGGUUCUCCUGUUGGGUCCUCUCAGACUGUCUCUGCAGUUUCUCCUGAAGUGGCCUCUGGCCCCUCGGGCGUUGUCUCUGCCCCCUCGUGUGUUGCUUCGUGUAGGAUUUUCACUCCUAAUCUUCGAAGGAAGUUUUUUUUGGGGUAUCGUGAUCAGUUGGCCAGGUGUUCCGGGGAUGAUGCCUCCGUUAUUUCGUAUAAGGGCAGUAAAGUGCGCGACGAUUCCCUUAGCGACGAGGAUGAUGUUUGUAUAACUUUUGAGAGUGGGGCGUACAUAUCAGUGCACGCGAAUCUUGUUUGUAUUUCAAAGGCAGAUACUAGUGGUGAGGUGUCUGAGGAUGAGUUUGCCCGGUUUAUUCUCAAGAUCAAGGAUGAUCCUUCAUAUCGGAUCUCUUUUAGGGGAUCUAUUGUUGAUAUGGUUGGUCCUACUGAGCACAGUAAUGUUUUGUGUGCGGUGUUUGUGGACCAUACUGGUUCGCAUUCCCAGAGGCUUCCCGCAAAGUCUUUGUGUGUUAAGAAGAUUGCUCUUAAUAGUAAAAGCUCUAGUGCCAAUGUUAACAAUAGUGGAAUUAGUAAUGUUAAUAAUGUAAAUAGGGCUUCGUCCUCUUCUCCUGCGGUUGGUGACGUUGUUGUCACAGUUUCCCGAAACAGCUCUCGUUCUGUGGUCCCUACGGCUGCGGUGCUUGCCGCUGAGUUAAUUAAGCGUACUCCCCCCACUUCUGUUGUAGGGGUCCCAAAAUGUAGAAAGAAAUUGUAGUUAAUGACUUUUGUAAAUGUGUAAGUUUUGUUCUUAGUUAAGAAUUUAUGUUUUUUGGCUCCCGUUAUCAAUAGUAAUAACUCUAGUAUUAGCACCAAUGUAAAUAAUAAUGUAAAUAAUAUUGUAAAUAAUAGUGUAACUAAGUUUUUUCUAUGUUUUUGUUCUGUGUAUCCGUUUUGUUCGUUUGUUUUUUGGAGCGGGCGUGUUCAAUUUUUAGGUGUGAGUGUGUUCAAUGUUUGCGAGGUGGGGUUCGAUUCCCCAACGAAGUUGGUGUCUGGUGGCCCUCGGUUUAUGGUGGACCAAACCCUAAGGCAUUGCACUUUCAGCCAUGGGUUGGAUUAGGUCUGUAGAUCGGCAGGCAUUGCACCGCCCUCACGGGAGCCUGGCUGUUCACCUUAAAUAUAUAUAUAAAAAAAUUAUCAGUUUUUUAAUUUUUAUUUGAUAUUCGACCUCUCAUACUUAUCACUGUUACAGCGUCUAUAUUGAUGAUUGAUAUUUAAUUAUUAAUCAUCAAUGUAAACGCUGUAUGAUAGGUACGAGAAGUCGAAUAUCAAAUAAAUAUUAAGAAAAGCAGCCAGCAGAGUCACUGACGGCUGUUAAACGUGGCCUCUUGAGAGUCGUACUUGGAUUUCAAUUACAUUCUUUGUUUAUUCUCAUUUUUAAUAUAAUGUAUUUUUAAAUCUCGUUAUAUCCCUGUAUUUCAUGGUUAGUUUUUAGUCUUAGCUUAGUUUUCGAUAUGUGAUGACCCUUCUAUAAACCACUUCUAUAGAGCUUACUAUUAUUAAUGAAUACAAAAUCUAGGUGCACUAAAUAGAGAAUUUCAUCGAUCCUUCUUACCAUCAUAGUGUGAUCAAGGAAAUUGGCUCACCGUUAAAAACUUAUGUAAUAUAAUUGCGUUUCAGAAAAGUCACGACAACAUUAUGAACUCUAUCCCUUCCCCCCCCCUCUUGUUCUACUUUAAAGCCUUUCAGGACAUUUUUCGACAAUUUUUAGUAUAUCGUGACGGUAAGGAUAGGGAGAGUAACACCUCACCAUUAUUUUCCUUGGUCUUACAUGGCGUUACAGGUACAGGACACUGGGUGAAGUUAAGCGAAAGACCAGACAAGCUCGCGAAACUCGUGACAAGGGGCCUUGUUCUAAACGUCCUAUGCGGAUUCCAAUGGGCAGGAAUGGUCUCUGGAAAGACGUCAUUCUUCCUAAGUUUUAUGAUGCCUACAGGUGUGGUGGAGACUGUAAAUUUCCGCUGGAUAUUAAAGUAAGUUUACCAACUCAGUAUGGUUUUCUUACUUUUUAGUCUCAGUUCUGGAUUAUUAGCCGGAAAUUUUGACCAUAUAUGAAUAAUUAUAUCACAUCCAUAAUGGUGACGGGAGAAUACGCUUCAUGCUUGAAAAAUGAUACUGACAAAGGGCAACUGCUUAAGGACGCAGGGAUGGCACAUUGGUGAGAACACUUGCCUCCCAUUGUUGUGGUCCGGGUUCGUUUCCUGGUCGUAGUGUCACGUGUGGGUUGACUUUGUUGGUGGUUAUUGUCCUUGCUCCAAAGGUUUUACUCCGGGUCCUCCGGUUUUCCCCCCACCACAAAAACCAACAUUCUAAAUUUUAGUUCGAUCUAGAAACAGUGGAAAAGAAGGGCCAUCCCGUGGAAUGUCUACCUUUAAAUGCCGUUCCAUUUAUAUAUUUUCAUUUAAUGGAUCAAAAUCUUUAAUUUUUGGCUGAAGAUGAAGAGAAAAUUUCUUCUUUCUAAUUUUUUGCCAAUUAACAGUUAUCAGGUAGCUAGGAUCUCUGAUUAAAGUCGUAUUUAUCGGUAUACCUAAUGCUGCAGAAGAUAAUAAGUAUACAGUAUAGAAGGUUGGCCCACUUAGUUCUUGUUCUUAAGGUCUGCGUCAUACCUCGGCAAGUCGAAAUUCUUCUUAGUCUGAAGGUCAAACUACGUCUGGCCGACUCGGAGCCCGAAUGAAAAUUUUGGCUUCUGCAAUGGAUUCUCUGAGGCUCGUCUAUUAAAUAUCUGCUAAACAGAGUAGUCGGAGAUUUUUACCUUAAUGUCAUUGCUCAAUAAGCAUGGUUUAAUUUCAAAGUUAUUUGGAUUCUGUGAAGAGAUGAUCUCUGGUCCGGCUUACUGCCGUACAAAUGAUGACCCUCAUCCUAUCGUUGUGACAAUUUUUUGUUAGCAGAUCCUUUCAAGGGGGAAGGUACAACUUGGUCAACUCUGUCUAGUAAUAAAAGGGAGUUUCUGACUGCUUGUGCUUGUUGUUGUAUAACUGAAGAGUAUUGCAGCAAAAAACAAUGUUGGUGUAAUGUUUAGAGGGGCUAAUGAACAGCUCUUGUCGAUGCAAAAUUGUGACAAGACGAAGACUUUGUCAGAACAGAGUUUGUACACUGGUUAAUUGACAAGUCGACAGUUACUAGAAAUCAAGAAAACAUUAAGGAAUAACUAUAGACGGUUUAGAAACUAAAUUGGUGCAGUUUGCUGACGACACAACUGCUGUCCUAUCAGAUUUAGAUUCUUCACGAACCUUGUUUAUAUUACUUGAACUUUGUGAGAAAGCCUUAGGACUUAAACUUAACGUAAAGAAAACACAGGCAAUGUGGAUUGAGUCCCUUCAGUCUGAAAGUGAACCACUUGUGUUAAGGGGAAAAAUGUGUUAAAUUUUUAGAGAUUUUUAUCACAUACGACGUACAGCUAUUUUUAAAGAAAAACUUCAAACAGAGGUUGAGAAAAAAUUCCAAAUAACACAAAUCUAUGGAAAUCCAGAGGGUUAUCAAUACACGACAAGGUAAACAUUACUAAAACACUUCUAUUCCCAAUAAUGAUUUAUCCCAAGUCCAUGAUAUUGUUAAACGAUAAAAAUAGAAAUAUAGUUAAUCUAAAAAUAUUGUAAGGGUUUCCUAUAUUGAUGUUGGAAAAUGAAUGGAAAUAAUAUAUUAGCAUAAGCCAUUCAGUAAACAUUGUAAUAAGCCAGUUGAUCAUUUCUUAUUCCUUUUGGCGGUCUUACCUUACAGAUAGAGUUUGGUCACGUUUUCCUUAUUGUGACCGUCAAAUUGACAUGGAGACAGAUGUUUUUACGUAAACUGCGGUUUGCGGCUAGAUACCGGUAUAUUUUCAUUAUGUUACUAAAAAAACAAUUACUAAGAAAAUGACUCUACCCGAUAAAAAUUGAUUCCGUACAGGAAUUUCCCGGAAAUCACCCUCCUUUAUACUUUUAUCCAUUUAAUACUCUCGUUUUUAGGCUAAAUCCACGUCGAAUCAGUUCAGUUUUUAGUCAGUUUAAUCACGUCGAAUCAGUUUUUCAGUUUUUAAUUUAACACGUUCGACACCUCUUAUUCUUAGAGGUGACUCAUCUUCCGCACUGAAUUUGCAAUUAGAUAACUUAUACGAAUAGCACGUAGCUCUCUUAGGGGCGGUACCUCGGGUACGCCCUUUCUUCUCCGAAUUUUGAGUUUAUUCUGCUGUUAUGCAACAGCCUUCAAGGACAAUUUUCUCUUAGGAUAUCGUUUCAAGUAUGAUUUUAAUUCUGUUACUAGGUUUAUUAUAAUUUUUAUGUUGUCAAUCUUUUUUUUUUUUUUUUUCAAGCUUGACUGAAAGACCAAGAAAUUUAAGUUAGAAAGACAUUUCGUAAAGCAUAAAUAAAUAAUUUUUAUGUUGUCAAUCUUGUUUUUUUUUUGCUCAAGCUUGACUGAAAGACCAAGAAAUUUAAGUUAGAAAGACAUUUCGUAAAGCAUAAACAUCGCGAAGGUAUCUACUUAGUAUGCGAACUCCGUUUUGCGUAGCCCAACGUGAUUCGCUAGUUAAGUGUAAAAGUAUGACGAAGGAUAGAGAUUGACAGUUCUGUAAGUGUCACCUUUAUAAACGGUGACCCUCACUUUCCUCGAGAGAUCAGAGCUAGUCCCCGUUCUGUUCUGAUAACUAGUGUUGCAGAAGAGAAUAAUACCAGAUGUCAUAGAAGAGUUUAAAAGCCUUGCAAGUAAAUUUUCACAUAACCGAGGUCUGACACUAAUUGACAAUAUGCAAAGCUAGUUGAUCCACCAGCGACCGUUUAUCAUGAACUAUUAAAAUGGUGGUCAAACGUAAGAUCAUGAACUAUUAAAAUGGUGGUCAAACGUAAGAGAAGUUGUGAUCCCGAUAAUGUAUAAAAACAUAUUCUGUGGAACAACAAAGAAAUAAAAAUGGACAGUAAAAGUGCUUUUUAUAAAAAUUUCUUCGGUAACAAUAUACACUACUGGUACGCUUUAUGACAUCCCAAGUAUUGAGUCUUUUGAUGUCGUCAGAGAUGCAGGAAUGAAGAGCAACUACUUCUUAGUAUGGACAGGUCUAAGGCAAUCAGUUCCUUUGAAACUGCGCUCAAAUAUGCCCAACUUCAAGGUUAUCCUUGAUCUAGAAAACUUCAAAUGUCAUUAUGAUGACUCUUAUUAUUAUUUUAGAAAACAGAAAUACGAAAGACCAUGCAAGUAAAUGGGCCACUUUGUUGAUAGAACAACUUAAUUUAGAAGAAUUUAGAAGAAUGACAAGUUUCGGAGGCAUUCGAGAUGCCACUGAAGUUUACAAAUGAACCCUCUUUAUAUUCCUUUCAGUGCAAAGUUCUAAACUCUAUUUUAUAUUAAAAUAAAUUAUUUUGAAAAAUAGGCUUGUUUCUAACCCCAACUGCUGCCUGUGUCAUCAGACUACAGAAACAAUAUCUCAUAUUUUCUUUGAGUGUUCUUUUUCAAUCUCUUUUUAGAAUGAAGUAUACGACAAAAUAUUAAAUAAACUUUGUAGUUGCGAAAGCCUCUUGCCAGAAUAUCGUGACAUAAUGCUUGGGUUCUUAAAGGAGGAGAUAGAUUUGUUGAAUUUAUUCUUAUCUUAGGAAAAACGUACUUGUGGACUUGCCAGCACAAAGAAACAAAACCAUAACUGGGCCACUUCAGAAGAAUUUUGUUAACUAAAUGUCACACUGAAAAGUAUAUUUCUUUUAAAUCUAAUAAUAUAGAUUUGUUUUGUAAAAAAUGGAGCCGAGAUUGUUUGAGGAAGCAAAUCUUUUAAACAAAUAAGUCUACAAUGAUAUGCUUUUGAUAAGCUUCAUUUGGUAAUGUUUAUAUAUAUUUUAAAUGUGCAUCAGAGGUAUGGAUGGAUACACCUAUUUCUCACGGUCCGAGGGUAUAAUUAAGUGUGCUGAAUACCUUAGCCUUGGAAAGGGUUGCAAAGCUUUAGAAACAGCUCCUUACAGUAUUUGAAACUUGGAAAGCCUCAUGGCUUUGUGUAGCUUAUUAGUGUCUAAGCAGGUGUUACUUUUCAAGGCCAGGCCAUUACCACCAUAUUUCUUGGCUCUUUGUUGGGCGUGUUAUAUUUCCCGACUAUCCUUUUCGCCUCAAAUGUAGAUCUUUCAACUGGGUUUAACAUCUACUCGGAGGACAUUUGGAACUCAAUUUUUAGUGUGCUGAAUAGGCAAUUAUACGGAGCCGGUAGAAAACAAGAAUUAAUUGCUCAUGUGCCCAAGUCCAAAUGAUAUAUAAAACAAAUUUAACGAAAUUAAUUCAAAAUGGUUAUUGGACAAGAUUUUAACGCAGAAAGACAAUUUUGGGUUUUCUUUCAGGUCAGUCCAACUAAUUAUGCAGUCAUACGAUCUAUACUAUAUUCUUCGAAACACGAUCAAGGGAGUGGCGAGCCCUGCUGCGUUCCAAUAAAGUUCAGAGGACUGAGCACUAUCGAGUACCGUGAAAAGAAUUUCAUAAUGGAGUUCUAUAAGGAGAUGAUUGUUGAAGAAUGUGGCUGUCGAUAA
This is a messenger RNA of Pocillopora meandrina, 12870 nucleotides long. The record is from the annotation of a GenBank genome assembly. NCBI's taxonomy places the organism in Eukaryota, Metazoa, Cnidaria, Anthozoa, Scleractinia, Pocilloporidae.